This is a messenger RNA of Arabidopsis arenosa, 1666 nucleotides long. Lineage: Eukaryota; Viridiplantae; Streptophyta; Magnoliopsida; Brassicales; Brassicaceae. The record is from the annotation of a GenBank genome assembly.
UUCUUUCUGAUUUACGAUUCAAUCCCUCCGAUCGUUGGCCUCCUGUUUCCGUUUUGUUCGACAUCGUUCCGACGACCUUUCACCGGUAAUCGACGCAGUGACUGCAAUUCCUAGCAUCUUGGUUUGUUUGGUAAUGGACAACAAAGGAGCACCUCCUAGCAUCUUUGUGAAUGAUGGGUCAUUCAUGGAAAGAUUCAGACAGCUUCAACAGGAGAAAGAUAAAGACAAGGAUAAGGUUGUUCAAGUUGAGGAUUCUAAGCCGGUGAAGAUAAUAUCAAAUCCCAAACCUUCUGCUAAUAAAAUUUCCAUUGGAUUAAAGACCAAUGAUGCCCAGAAGAAAGGUGGUAAGCUUGCUUUUAGCUUGAAGCAAAAGUCUAAGCUUCUUGCACCUCCUGUGAAGCUUGGUACUGAAGAAGAUGAGGAUGAGGAGGAUGCUAGAAAUGAUCAAGGUUUUGGAUCUGUAAAGCGUCAAAAGUUAGAGCAGAGAGACACGCCUGUAAAGUCAGCAAGAGUAUCUGAUGUUGCACCACCUCCGCCCAGUGAUCCUACUGUGAAGAAAGUUGCUGAUAAACUAGCAAGUUUUGUUGCUAAGCAUGGAAGGCCAUUUGAGCACAUUACACGGCAAAAGAAUCCUGGGGAUACACCAUUUAAAUUUCUUUUUGAUGAGAACUGUGCGGACUACAAGUACUAUGUAUUCAGGCUGUCUGAAGAGGAAAAAUCAAUUUCACAAACCAAGGAUUCUGGUGUACUUCACAGUGGUGAUGCAGGCCCGCGAACGUCCACAGCAGCAAUCACUUUGCAAAAGCCAGCUUAUCAACAAACAGGAUAUCAGAUCCCUGCUUCAGCUCUCUAUGAUGCUCCUGAGGAACCUGGAGCUUCUUCUAGAUCUGCUCAGGCAUCAAUUACAAGACCCAGCAACAGUGACUCCUGUAGUGGGCCGAGAGGUGCAGACCCUAUAUCAAUGAUGGAGUUUUACAUGAAGAAGGCUGCCCAAGAAGAGCAAAAGAGACGUCCUAGGCAGUCAAAAGAUGAAAUGCCUCCACCAGCUUCCCUUCAAGGCCCAUCUGAAACUUCCUCCACAGACCCUGGAAAGAGAGGUCAUCACAUGGGUGAUUAUAUCCCACUUGAGGAGCUAGAUAAAUUCCUUUCAAAGUGCAAUGAUGCAGCUGCACAAAAAGCCACAAAGGAGGCUGCUGAGAAGGCUAAGAUCCAAGCAGAUAAUGUUGGACAUAAACUCUUGUCAAAAAUGGGUUGGAAAGAAGGUGAAGGUAUAGGAAGCUCCAGAAAGGGUAUGGCAGACCCUAUAAUGGCAGGCGAUGUAAAGACAAACAACUUGGGAGUUGGUGCUUCCGCUUCAGGAGAAGUCAAGCCUGAGGAUGAUAUAUACGAGCAGUACAAGAAGCGGAUGAUGCUGGGUUACAAACACAGACCCAAUCCACUGGGAAAUCCCAGGAAGGCGUAUUACUAAGGAUCAGUCAAUGUGCUGCGCACAAUUGUUAUCUUUCGCUCACCUCAGCGCCGGCUGAGCUUUGCUUUUCUAUUAAAAAGAAUGUUCAAGUUUUUAGAUUGCUGAUAAAUUGAAGUGUUAUGGAUUGAAUUUGCGAUUCAGUGUGCAAAUAGAUCUCUUUGACAGACAUAUCAGUUGAAAUACAAUGGAAUUGUUAUU